AUGAAUUCCCGCCUUUUUGUGACCGACGGAGAAGGCGGCUCGGCUGGGAUUUUAGUGAAGUUGUUGGAGCAAGAGGAGGCGUUUGAGCACGAGCUGUCGUGGGGAUUAGGCGGCCCCUCCCCAGUGGAUCCGCCUGAGAGCCCCUCCGGAUUACGGUGGCAUGGACCCGGUUCCGUGACAAUGCUGCCCUUUCUAUUGCUACUUUUUGAGCGCUAUCCCACCCAAGCCCAUGAGCACUACGACAAGGCCAUCAAGCUCGACCCGUCCAACAUCACCUUCUACACCAACAAGGCCGCCUGCUACUUUGAGGAGCAGAAGUUUGACAAGUGCAUCGAGCUCUGCAAGAAGGCCGUAGAGAUCGGGCAGCGCGAGCAGUCUGAAGCAUUGCCGCUAUUACAUUCUGAUGGGUCGGCGAAGAAGCCUGAGCUGCCCGCCCAAAGCCACAAACCGACUUGCAUCUCCACGAUCGAUGAGCCGCCCGAAUACGAAGGCGAGGCUGAGUAUCAGGAUUGGUCGUCCUCACCCGAGCAGCUUGAACUUCCGAUUGCCACGCCGACUCAAACGAAGUCACCCCAGAAUGAUGAGGCGGUUCCAGUCACUACAAGGGUCACGGAAGAAGAGAAGCCAACGAUCGGUCCCAAGAAGCAGAAAACGGCUGCUCCCGUCCAAGAAUUUCAAGCUGCCACGCCGAACGUUCCCGCGCAAACGUUCCCGAACGAGUCGUUGCCCAAGCAUCCCUCCGCUGUCGGUGAGGAGAAACCGCAUAUUGUCGCGGAGAAGAACACAGCAACCUUUGGCUCGUCUAUCACCGAAACAGUAUCGCCUAACAAGGACGAGAGCGUCGCAGUUGAACCGGAAGAGGUGCCGAUUGCUUCAACAAGCCAAAAAGAGAGAUCACCGAAGAAAGAGGCUGCAUCUCCAAUCAAGUCUCCGAGGGAGCGAACACCGAUCAAGCUGCCCGUUGAGCCUCCCUACAUCUACAAUUUUCAAGUGGGAGAGUGCUCACUGGAUGAGCUUUCGGAUCAUGUACUGUAUGGUGCCGCCGUUACGGGAGUACGUCAGCUCGACCUCACUAUCGAAGCAGCAUAUCACGUCAAAGGUGGCACCGUUCGAGGCUUUCACUUUGAAAAUGUCGGCCGCCUUCCGCGUGUCGGGCAGGCCAAUCGAGAAUUGUUCCUUGCCAGUCAGCCCCAACGAGUCGGCAUUUUGGCCGGUCGUCAAUUGGAGGGGGAGGACGAUGCCCAUACCGAU
Mesorhabditis spiculigera is the source of this 1251-nucleotide messenger RNA. The record is from the annotation of a GenBank genome assembly. Lineage: Eukaryota; Metazoa; Nematoda; Chromadorea; Rhabditida; Rhabditidae.